Molecule: messenger RNA, 6432 nt
Organism: Myxocyprinus asiaticus (Chinese sucker)
Lineage: Eukaryota; Metazoa; Chordata; Actinopteri; Cypriniformes; Catostomidae
Product: protogenin B-like
Exons: 19
Coding region: 49-3570 (1173 amino acids)
Biological process (GO): cell-cell adhesion; axon guidance
Cellular component (GO): axon; plasma membrane
Molecular function (GO): protein binding
Source: RefSeq, a predicted model, not a curated record
GAACGCGCUCCGCUGUUUACGCGCAGAAUGACGGAGAAUUGCUGAUAAAUGGGGUCCGUGAAAUGGAAAAUACAUCAGCGUUUGCUGAUAUUACCUUGGAUUUUAUCGUUUUCAGCUGUUUUUUGUUUUAGCGAGUUGUCGUUUGUCACCGAGCCCCGGGAUGUAAUCACAUCUCUAGGUGAUCGUGUUAUUCUGGACUGUCAGGCUCAAGGUGAGUCGCCCAUCGCUGUGCGAUGGAGGAAGAAUGGCGUCCAACUCCAGGAGAGCGAGCGAGUUCGUAUCCUGUCCAACGGAUCUCUGUACAUCUCCAAUGUGAAGAGUUCAGCAGACCAAUCAGAUUACGGCUUCUACCAGUGCCUCGUCCAAAACACAUAUGGAGCCAUACUGAGCCAAAGAGCACGUCUCACAAUCACAAGUAUGUUGUCGUUUGUAACCCAUCCUGUUCCUGUGGUGGUCACAGUCGGGUCUGUGGCUAGAUUUUCCUGUAGUGUUAUCGGCACUCCUUCAGCUGUGAUCACCUGGGAACUCAACCAAAGAUUUCUACCUUUGAAUACAGACAGAAUCACAGUUUUGCCGAAUGGAGUGCUGCAGCUCCACGAAGUGACAAUGAAGGAUGCUGGGAAAUAUCGCUGCUUAGCAUCGAACAUCGCCAGUCGAGUCAAGAGCAGAGAGGCAGAGCUUAUCGUCAGCCCAGCGUUGGGACCGAGACCCCUCAUGAAACCACAGAUCAUCGCCGGACCUCAGAACAUCAGCGCCGUUCUGCAUCAGUCUGUGAUUCUGGAGUGCAUGGCGGAAGGCAACCCUCACCCCCUAGUAUCCUGGAGCAGGGCGGAUUCCAAACCGAUUGACGUGUUUGGCGCGAGAGUGCUGGGCAACGGAAACCUGAUUAUCUCUGCCAUGAAGGCCCAGCAUAGCGGUACUUAUUUGUGCCGAGCGACAACACCAGGAACACGCAACUACACGAUAGCAGCCGCCAACCUCACUGUACUAGUUCCUCCAACUCUGGUGGAGAAACCAGAGAGCCAGACUCGACCCAGAGCCGGUACCGCUCGAUUCAGUUGUCAGGCUGAGGGCACACCUGCGCCCCGCAUCACCUGGUUUAAGAAUGGUCAGGUGAUCCAAUCUAAUGGGCGCACCAAGAUGUAUAACAAUAAACUGGUGAUAACCCAGAUCAUUCCGGAAGAUGACGCCUUUUACCAGUGCCAGGCGGAGAACUCUCAGGGUUCGGUUCUGUCCACGGCCCGACUCAUUGUGGUGCUGUCAGAGGAUCGUCCCAGUGCGCCACGCAACGUCCACGCUGAAACCAUCUCAAGCUCUGCUAUCUUGCUGGCGUGGGAGAGACCGCAGUACAACACGGAUAAAGUCAUUGCAUACUCUAUUCACUACAUGAAAUCUGAGGGUCUAAACAACGAGGAGUAUCAGGCCGUGAUCGGCAAUGAUACAACCAGCCACAUCGUGGACGAUCUGGAGCCAGCACGCAACUACACGUUUUAUAUCGUUGCAUACAUGCCGAUGGGUGCCAGUCGCAUGUCAGAACAAGCCACGCAACACACGCUGGAAGAUGUGCCCCUCCGUACCCCUGAGCUGAGUUUGACCAGUCGCAGUCCGACCGAUAUCCUUGUGUCCUGGCAUCCUCUUCCUAACAAACUGAGCCGCGGACGUGUGUCUGCGUACCGCCUGUCAUACCGUACGGCUGCUGACGACCAGAUAACGUCCGUUGAAUUGCCCAUCCAGGGUGAGAACUGCACGCAGUAUAUUCUUCAGGAUCUUCAGCCCGACACCAUCUACCUGAUCCGCAUGUCUGCGUCCACCCGAGUGGGCUGGAGUCAACCAUCUGCCUGGAACUCUCAUCGCACACCCAAAACAUCCAGCUCCACAGUUCCUCCUGCCCCAAACCUUGAGCUUGAACCGCUAAACUGCACGUCUGUGACGGUUCGCUGGCACACGGCUCCUAGCGACGUUGUCGUCCAGGGAUACAAACUCUCGUUUCACCCAGACGGCCAAUCAGAGGACUCUAUUCUCCAGCUGCCCCCUCACGACCACCAGCACACCAUCGCGGGGCUCAACCCCAGAGUGAAGUAUCAUGUGAAAGUGUUGGCGCUCAGCUCUAACGGUGACGGUUAUCAGGCGCAUCAAACCGUCAACACUCCAGGAUGUCCUUCUUCACCGAACCGCAGGUUGGCGAUGCUGCCUCCUCCAGACCACAUCCACACUAAAGCUAACAGCUCAUCGGCGGUGAGUCUGGUUUGGGGUCGGCCUGCAUUCAGUUCUGGAAAACCCCUGAGCUAUUCCGUCCGCUACGGUCCUGUGAGUCCGUCUGACACCUCAUCUGUUCGUUAUGUCCAAACCACUGAGCAGACGGUAAAAGUGACAGGACUCAGGCCAAACACCCGUUAUGAGUUUGCUGUAUGUCUUCAUAUGGAUCAGAUGUCCAGUCCCUGGAGCUCGACGGUCUAUGAGAGAACUCUUCUGGAAGCGCCAUCCUCCCCCCCACUGUCCGUCAGAGUCACUCUAAUAGAAGAUGGUACAGCGCUGGUGUCAUGGAAACAACCAGAUCAGCCCAACCUGUCUAUAACGCACUACACCAUCCUGUACGCAUCGCAGAACUCAUGGCUCGCUGGAGAAUGGCAGGUUCUGCAGAGAGAGGGUACAAACACUAUGGCCCUUCUGGAGAAGCUGGAGUCAGGUAACGUUUACCUGGUGAAGGUUUCUGCAUCUAACCAGGCCGGUGACGGACCAUUCUCAACCACUGUAGAACUGCCAGUGCACCGGGGUAAAAAUCACCAGCCACGUCAUGCAGACAACCAUGCAGAGAAAACAGACAGUCUUUAUCACAUCGAUGAGAAGUCUGUGACCGGCAUCAUCGUUGGCAUGUGUAUCGCGCUGGCUUGUAUCAUCAUGUGUAUCUUCAUUCUCUUCACCAGAAGUAAAACACGGAAAUCAGCAUCCUCAAAGAUGAUUGGACAGGUGAGGAAUGAGGUCAGGCAUAGUGGUGUUUCAACAGCCAAUCAGCUCCCAGCGGAGAACGCAGAGGUUCUGGUUCCGAUGUUGAGAACCCACUUCAUUGAUACCAAAGGAGGAACGAAUUCACUGAUAAACGACGCAGGACCAGUAAUGAGCGACAGUCAGAGCAAACGAAAAAAAAUUAACAUUUUCAACAACACGCAGAAGUCUAGCGCACAGAAAAGCAAGAUCCAGGACCAUGGUUGUCUUUACGAAGUGGGUAAGACGGUACUACUUUACGAGGAAGAGCAAGCCGUCGCCUCUGCGCAAGCGCCCUCCCUGCAGAUCCUGUUCCGGCCACUAGGGGAGUCAGAGAGCUCGCAAGCCAGCGACGGCAGCAAAGAAACGGGCGAUUCUGGAAACUUCUCUCACGAUGAGGCGGAAAACAGCCCGAACCGAAGCUCUUAUAGGUCUGACGACAACGAGCAAUUUUCAGACGACGCCCUGCGAAACAAAUUGCGCGUUCCAGAAACGUCCAUCUGUGUUGCGAGCGUCUGCGGGUGGGUUCUAGAUGCUUCGCAACCUAAAUCUACCUCUGAUCAGCAAUACGUAUCGGUUCCUCUUUAGCUCAGCUGUCAGUAUGUGAUACGAGUCGUCAUGGCCAUGUGAUUCCAGAGCCGAUGAACGUGAUUUUCACUCAGGAUUCAAUGGCGAUCCAAUAUUAGUUUGAGAUAGCUUCACAGUCACAGAUGUGAUAAACUUGCACACCUUAAAAUGUUCCCAAUAACUACCCCUUCCCGACUGGACCUGCUCUGAGAAAUUGUGAAUAUUCCAAAGAUGAAGGUCCUAGAUUCGUUUGUAGACACUCUUCAUAAAACAUUUCACACCUGAUGUGCUUCACACAAACGAGUGUUUGUUUGUGGAAUUGAAAGAGACGGAGUUUAUUUCUGCUGUCUCUCUACCUCAUUUAAUCUUGUGCUUUGCGGUUUGUAGCUUUGUUCUGAAAUGUUGUUUUACUUUUUUAUAUAAACACCAAAGGUUUUACUAAAUAUAUAUAUAUACUUGUUUUCCUCUUGAAGAGAUAAAGUAAGUUAAAGAAAUAGUUCGCAAAAAAAUGAAAAUACUGUUAUUCUGUUAAAAAAAUCUACGUUGUAAUCAGUACUGGUUAUCUUGUUUUGUUUGAGGUUGUUUUCUUCUUAAUUUAAGCAUAAAUCUUUUCAUUUUUGGGUGAACUAUUCCCUUAAGGUGCUUGACCUCAUGAAGGAAAGCAUUUAUAAAAUCACUGCUUUUACGAGUUUAAAGACGGGAUAAAAUAAGGACAGAGAUCAAUGCCUCAACUGAAAUGUGUGCAGUUAUUUAAUUCUGUAUUUUUCAGCUUUUGUUGCAGCACUUCUCUGUGUGCUUCUUAUGUUUGUGUAUCUUUUGAGGAUUUGCCAUAGCAGAUCAAGUUGUUGAUCCAUGUUUAAGGUUUAAGCUUCUUCUUAAGAUGUUUAUUGAGAUAUUUUGUGUUCAUUUGACACUUAAGUGGAGGAUUUGAGGAUUUAUUUUAAUUGCUCUAAUAAUGUAGAUUUGACCUCUUUAUUUGUUUGGUGAAUAAGGGAAAAAUAACCCCAAAAACCCACUGGUGCACUGGUGAUAACGGUGUGCCAAAAUCUGAAAGCUUUAUAGGAUGUAAACGGCCUUAUGAUGGGAGGGUCAUUUGCAAUAUGAAAGAUGUCUGAUCCAAAGAGUUAAGGAAUUAUACAGAGGUGUGAAAUGAUGCCAAAAUACUGUUACCUCCCAAAGAUAUAAAAAUAUAUAUUUGUGUAUAUAUGAAAGUGCCAAAGUAAUGCCAUUCCAAGCAUAUUUUCACAGUAGCUUUAGCGCUCAGAUUCUGGGUGAGCGAGAUAUUUUUCUUUGGUGAUUUUUCCAUUUUUGAUUGUAGUGAAGCAGAUGUGGUGACAGAUGCUGUAAUCCAAAGAGUUGUUUGCUUCUUUCAAAGGGUUGAUGUACACAAAGAUACAAAAUCUUAAAUAUUCCGGGUUCAGCUCGGUCGACAGCAUUUGUGGCAUAAUGUGGAUCACCACAAAAAUGAAUGUCGACUCGUCCCUCCUUUUCUUUAAAAAAGCACAAAUGUGUGUUCCAGUGAGACACUUACAAUGGAAGUCAAUGGGGUCAAUCUGUAAACAUUAAAAUACUGUAGACACAAGACAUAAACAAUAUGUGUGUUAACAUGAUUUGACUGUACAAAAAUAAAAUCACUUACUAACCACAUCUGUGGAAAGUUACAGGCAAUUUUACAACUCCGUUGCCAUGACGAUGUAACGCCGUAAACCUUAAAACAACCGUAAAGCAACGUUUAAACAACGUUACAGCUCAAAUAAUACACGAGUUUUAACAGAAUUAAUGUAAGUGCUUUUAUAAAAUUAUAAGCGUCACAUCUCUGCCUUUAAACCCUCCAAAUAUUGCCCCCAUUGACUUCCAUUGUAAGUGUCUCACUGGAACACACAUUUGUGCUUUUAUUAAAGAAAUUAAUUUUUGUGGUAAUCAACAUUAUGCCACAAAUGCUGUCAAAUGAGCUUACCGGAAUAUUCAGGUAUAUUGAACAGUUCACAUACAGGUUAUGAGAAAAUAUAUCUCACUUUAAAACCAAAGUGCACAUCUCUGCUGUGACUGAGCUAAUGAUGUGAUUUUGAGUGUUUUGUAUGAAGUGCGGCUGAAUUACAUUUACAGUACAGUGGCAUACAGUUGAAUGCGUUUAAAGAUGUUUUAUAGCACAAUUUCAGAAAAAUAUAAUUAGAGAGUUUUUAGACAACCCAUUUGAUUGAGGUGACGCAAAAUCAUUAUUUCAGAAAAGCUAAUAAUAAUCUAUACCAAAGAAUGAUACGGUCACCCCUGUGUAUUGUGUAGAUUUGACAUUUUGUAAUUCAUUUGCUUCUUUUAAAAGUUGUGUUCUGUUUUGACCACGACCGCUCAGCUACACGUCACAGAAACAUCUGUGAACUUUCAUAACACCCGUUGAAUGUCAUAUUGCAUUUACUAAAGACUCUGAAGCUUUCUUUAGGGGCUUCCUUGAUUAAACAGCUUAAACAUACUGAAGGUGGUUUGCUGGUGGUUUAAGAUGGUUUCACUGGUCUCCCAACCUGACCAGCUGAUACCAUCAAACCACAGCCGCCUGACUGGUGCAAACCAGCUUGGUGGGCCAGCUAAAACCAGUAAACCACAUCAGAUGGGUUAAAGCUGAUUUGUUGUUAUUGAUUAUAUUCUGUAUUUUACAUGAGUAUUUUUUGAUCAUGUUUCAUGUUGUUUUAUUUGUCUUUUAUACUCAAGAUAAGUCUGAUUCCAAACUUUUUCAGGGACUUUAAUAGGCUUUUAGUUACUGUGUAAUUUUAAUAUAAUCUUUGUAUUUGUUGUUUUAUGGUGAUUUCUAUUAUUAUUUAAGUCCCCCAUGUGUUAAUGCGGAGCAUGUUGUACCAGUUUGAUUCCAUUACAUGCCAGAAAGUGGUCAGA